Lolium rigidum is the source of this 1922-nucleotide messenger RNA. Its product is annotated as WUSCHEL-related homeobox 8-like. Bases 772 to 1581 code for a protein of 269 amino acids. Gene Ontology annotation, molecular function: DNA-binding transcription factor activity; DNA binding. NCBI's taxonomy places the organism in Eukaryota, Viridiplantae, Streptophyta, Magnoliopsida, Poales, Poaceae. The record is from RefSeq and is a predicted model, not a curated record. The transcript is spliced from 3 exons.
AGUGGAGUCGUCUUCACCUUUCGCCCCUCCCUCACAUGCCCACGCCAUCAUCAUUCUUCCCCUCCCUUUACGCACUCCACACUUCCCUUCUACUCCUCCUCUAGCUCCCUCCUUGUCGCAGAUCAACACGCUCGAUUCCGUCCAUCAUAGUUCGUUUGAAAUCAGUCGUCCUUCCCUCCUCCUGCAUAUUGCCUCGAGCCCUUGACCAAGAAACUAUCCAGAAGAAAUUUCAGCCGCGCAUGGCAUUCUCCCAGUCAGAAGCAGCACGGCGAGCUCUCCGGGAGCUCAGUGAGUGAGCAGUGAGCACUUCCCAGACAGGCAACUAGCCAGGGAGAGAGCCAGGCGUUCCGAGCUUUCCGACCCAAAGCUGCUGCGUUCUUGGGCAGUGGCACGAGCUGUCAGCUUUUUGUUUUGUUCUGUUUCUUCUUUCACUUCCAAGUCCCAGAGAAAAAGCAUCUCUUCUUUCUGCUCCUGCAGUCUCGCUUCUCUUCCACUCGCAGUUCUCGCGCGGCAAUCACGAUCCUACUUACGCGCGCGCCGAAACGAGGGGAAAGAAAUGAAAUUUGGGAGCUGCCGUGAUUUUCUCCUACUACUUCCCAUCCGGGCCGCGUCCAGCCGAUAAUCCCCACUACCCCGCCUCCGCCGGGAAUCACGAUCCGCUCAACGGAUUCCCUUCCGUCUUCGCAGCGGCCCAUCCAAAUUCCAUAAAGUUGGGGGCGCCUCCUUUCCAAGAUUUCUGUGCGCUCCUGCAGUGGUGGUCAGCGGGGAGCCAUGGAGUGGGACAAGGCAAGCUCCGCCGCCGCCGCUGCGCCGGCGGACGAGACGGGCGGCGCGGGGGAGGCGCUGGGGUACGUCAAGGUGAUGACGGACGAGCAGAUGGAGGUCCUCCGCAAGCAGAUCUCCAUCUACGCCACCAUCUGCGAGCAGCUCGUCGAGAUGCACCGCGCACUCACCGCGCACCAGGACUCCAUUGCAGGUAUGAGGCUUGGUAAUUUGUAUUGUGAUCCUCUAAUGGUUCAUGGAGGCCACAAGAUCACAGCGAGGCAGCGAUGGACACCAACCCAGAUGCAGCUGCAGAUCCUUGAGAGCAUUUUUGACCAAGGAAAUGGAACACCAAGCAAGCAAAAGAUCAAAGAUAUUACAGCGGAGCUCUCACAGCACGGCCAGAUCUCAGAGACUAAUGUCUACAACUGGUUCCAGAACAGACGUGCAAGGUCGAAGCGGAAGCAGGCAGCUUCUCUACCAAAUAACGGUGAAUCUGAAGCUGAGGCAGACGAGGAUUCCCCAACUGAGAAGAAGCCUAAAUCAGAUGAGCCACCGCAGCAGACCAUGGCUGCGAGGUCUCACAAUCCUGAAAGAUUCUCAGAGAUGCAUCAUCACUUCGACACAGGGCAUGAGCAUGGCACCAUGUAUGGAUCUACCAAUGACAAUAGCUCGAGGUCGUCAGGCAGUUUGGGCCAGAUGUCCUUCUACCAGACCAUCAUGUCGAACCCAAGAAUGGACCAGCUCUUGGGGAAGGCGGAGACCUCCGGGAGCUUCUCCCAGCUCCGGCAGGGUGGAAGCUUUGACAUGUACGGAUGACAUGGUGAAUCUGAAUGACACGGUGUCCCUGUAAAAAAAAGUGAAAGUUUUCAACAUGCGCUUGUUUUGCUCACAUGAAGUGAGAAAUUUGCGUCGGUAGUAGCAUCUAUGUGUUGGUUAUCACGGUCUUGUUGACCUCCUCAGUUGAGUAACUAGCUUGAGUGAAAUGUGUUUUCUCAUGGAAAUAGUUUUGAGAAGCUAAUAUAUAGUGUUUGUCCUUAGGCUACAUAUUCUUCAAGCGAUGGUGAUCAGUCUCACGGUUUGAAUUUGUACCCUAAAAUGGUAGGCUGGUUUUAUAUUCGUUUCCGUGUCACUUUAACCGUCAGAACUAACGCUGUUUU